UCCAAAGUGAAUGAGUUAUUGGAGAAUUAACUUCAACAGGCGAAAGCAUCAUCCGAAGCUGGUCAAGAACAACAAAACAUGUUGUACGCAGCUAUAUGGGAUAUGGAAACAUUAACCGAGGAGCUGAAAUCUAAGGUUUCAAAAUGUGAAAUCAAGUCUGGUAAUGCAGAAGAGGAAUGCACUAUUUUAUCUGAAACUAAUUUACGUCUUAACAAUGAACUGACUUUCUUGAGGACUAAAGUAGAGAACUUGGAGACUUCGCAUGAGCAAGCUAAUGAAGCAAAAGUUGAAGCCUCGAAGGAAAUCAAUUUGAGCAGUAAGUUUAUUAAGGACAUGGUCACACAAAUAACCUUCGAAAGAGAGCGUAUAAAGAAACAGUUAUCUUCUUUAACAGCAGAGAAUACGAUGUUGGUUGAAAAGUUGAGUAAAUCGAUAGGAGCCGAAACAUCAUAUGCAGAAGAAGUUGAUGCAGGUGCAUAUAUGAUUUACUUUUUUUUGGCGCUUUUAUAGCAUAAAAGAAAGGUGGAAGUUUGUAUAAUGUAAUUUCUAUUAUCCAGGAGGAUGAAACAAGAAAUGGAACAGCAGAUCAAUUUAAGGAUAAGGACAAGGACGACGUCUAGGAAUCUUCUUCGUCUAUGGAAUUGAAGGAGGCAAAAGUGGCGUCAGAAGGGCAUCAGAUGUAUGUAUUUGUGGCAAUAGUAAUGUUAAUGUUGUCGAUCCUUGCGACUUAUUUGGUUCAGAAGAGAUCGUUCAACCCUUUGGAUGUUGAAGAAUAACAUUUCAAGACACAUCUCGAUGAAUAUAUUUGUAGCAGUCAUUUGUUUUUUAUUUGUUUGAUUGAUUUAGGAGCUAGUAUGGUAUUGUGUAUAUACAUAAUCCAAUAUUUUCUGUUCUC
Messenger RNA from Impatiens glandulifera, 895 nucleotides. Its product is annotated as WPP domain-interacting tail-anchored protein 2-like. The coding region runs from base 79 to 510 and encodes 143 amino acids. NCBI's taxonomy places the organism in Eukaryota, Viridiplantae, Streptophyta, Magnoliopsida, Ericales, Balsaminaceae. The transcript has 2 exons. The record is from RefSeq and is a predicted model, not a curated record.